AUGGAUCAACACAGUUACUACUACCGGCCAUUUAACCACCAGCAACACCCCCCGGCUUCAGAAGUCCCUCCGUACUACGCCCCAGCAUCACCAAGCGACUUCAUUUACAAUUCCGCCAAUACCACCAGCAUCUUUGUUCCUUCUAUCUCCAACGAGAUAACGUCAACACUCGCUUAUCCAUCAGGGACAAUGGGCUACGGCCCCUCUAGGCCUGUUGAGCAGUCGUUCCCUACUUACCUACCUAGUUUACCUAGCCUACAGGCACCAAGUCUACCGCAACCAGCACCGGGCUUUGAGGAGCAUAGACGCCAGCGGCAAUCGACGAUGACUAUGGGACCAGGACCGUCAAAGUUGGUACCACCACCGUUGGAAUUGAAUGAUGACAGCGGGGCCAAACCUAGGAAUUCCAGAGGUUCUAGAGGUUCUAGAGGCUCUAGUGAGUUUUCAGUGGUGGUCAACCAAGAGGAGGGAUCGUCUAGUCCGGUUUUGGUAUCAAUACCAAUGAAGAAGUGGGAGCCGAGGAUGCCAACGGAAAGGAUGGAGAAUGAGUUGGAGAGUGGCAGUGGCGCCUGGGAAGAGAGGGGCGAGGGAGUGAUGGAGAGGGUUGUGAUGCCGCCGGUGGUGCCAAGUGUGGGUACGGCCAUGGGUAUGGGGAUGGGGAUGGAAGCAACAAUAAUGCCAAAGAUGGGCCUGUUCAAACCCAUUAGGUGGGAUGGGCCGUCUUCUUCUUCUGCUUCUGCUUCGAGAUCUUCGAGAUCUUCGAGGUCUUCGAAGGCUAAGGCUAAGGCGAGGAGGGCUCGUGCUUGGGAAAUGGAUGAUAAAGAAUCUGGUCGAACUUAUGGAAGCCAAAACGGAAACGGAAACGGAAACGGAAACGGAAACGGAAACGGGAACAGAAACAGAAACGGAAACGAAGAAACCAAAGACGAACAACCCAGCAGCGCCCCUAUUUCCUCCUCUUCGGCUUCCCAUUCUCGCUCCCCAAAGAGACUCAAAACCUCAACCUCAGGUCCCACCUUUCGUCCAGGCUCAGCUUCAGCUUCAGCGGAGACAGAGACAGAAACAGAAACAACAAUAACCGUCAAAAUCAAGCAAGAACCAGGUCUCUCGCCUUCACCCUCCGCCAUCUUCGCUCAGAUUCCCAUGUACAACGGUACCAUCAACAACGAUACUGGGAAUGGGUAUGAAUCCUCCGGUCCCCAUGACAAUCUCCCGUCAUCACGGAGUAUCAGCCCCUUGACCCGGGUUCCGACACCUCGUCGUCUCUUGUUCCCGACUCCAAAUCGGUGUUUAAGUGGAACGGUUUCCCGGCCUUCACUGAGAGGAGUGGGUAGACAGUUGAAGAAGAGGAAUUGGCAGAUGGCUUUGGAUCGGGAUCGGGAGGAAAGCCGGGAACGGAGUAGGGAACGAAGAGGGCAGGGGUUUUGGAGUUUAGCUGGUGGCCAAGAGCAGACUCGGGCUCAGGGUGUUAGUAUUGCUGCUCAGCAGGAACAACAUCAACACCGAGGAUCUUCCGAGGAAAGAGAAGAAGGCUGGACAACCAUCUCAGGCAGCAGUGAAGAAGGAGAAGAGAGAGAUGACGAUGCACCCGGUAAUGCCCAUCGAUCUUCACCUUUCUUUCCUUAUACCGAUCAGGAGUGGUGUCACCCCUUUUCAUCAUCAGCAUCAGCAUCAUCGGCACCUGUCCCUGGAUCCAGUUCGUCGGCGAGAUAUGGUCCUGGAUCCGCGCCGUCAUUGUCGGCUUCGCAACUGAGAGAGGAGCAAUACCGGCAGGCUAUUCAGAUGGUGCAAGACACUUGUCUUGAGGCUACUAAGCGGUAUAUUAGGGCGCAUUGCGUGAAUCGGGGGGCUCGUGGGGGUGACAGCCCGAACACCAAUAUCUCGUCUGUGAACGAGACCCGGUCCGCGUCUGCACGAAAGGCGAGGAGGAUACGCAAACUUAACCAACGUCAUGCCUCUUCCAGUUCCAGUUCCUCCUCCUCCUCCUCACCCUCACCACCACCAGCACCAUAUUCACGGCAGCAGCGUUGCAGAGGUAAAGGCAAACGCAGCCAAAACCGAACGCAAAAGCGCACCACCACAACCCCUUCCUCCUCUUCCUCCUCGCCCCAUCCCCAUCCCCAUCCUCAACCGGAACUCCAGUGUACAUCCUCCCUCCUCCCCAACAUCUCCCAAAUCUGCACCCUCCUCUGGUCGCGCUCUCAAUCGCUCCGGCUGCACGACAUCGACAGCAUAGAACUCCAUACCGCGCAAAACAUGUACUGGCUUUUGGAGUGGGCGGAGACUGUGGCUUUUGCUGUUGCUCCCAAUCCCUCCUCCACCGUACUACCAAACCCAGAUUCGACAUCCGCCGGGACGUCAGUUGGUUCCUCAUCGAUCCCCGGUUUCGGUGUUUCUUCCUUGAUGGAAAAUAUGGCCGCAAGCGGAAGAGGAGGACAGUGGAAUCGCCCAUCUCCUUCUUUUUAUCGCCGAGAGCGGGAUCCAAGUCCUUGGGAGAAUUUUGACAAGGGUUCCUUGAAUGAGGAGGGGUAUAUGUGGAGGAGAAGAAGAAAUAGCGAGGAGGGAGGUGGAGGGUUUGAGAUGUUGGAGGAGAGCAGAAACGGAGCGGUUUGUUGGAGCCAGCAAGUGGAGGGGGAGAUGAAGAGAGUGUUUGACGAGGGAGGCAUGCUUUGUGAGUUUCUGGGGUAUGGGGAGGGGGUGGAGAGGUUGGGUAGGGUUAGGGGGUUUUAUGGGUUUUGA
This is a messenger RNA of Neurospora tetraspora, 2739 nucleotides long. RefSeq lists its product as uncharacterized. NCBI's taxonomy places the organism in Eukaryota, Fungi, Ascomycota, Sordariomycetes, Sordariales, Sordariaceae. The record is from RefSeq and is a predicted model, not a curated record. The transcript is spliced from 2 exons. Bases 1 to 2739 code for a protein of 912 amino acids.